This is a messenger RNA of Rhineura floridana, 803 nucleotides long. It is a transcript of the gene G0S2, whose product is annotated as G0/G1 switch 2. Gene Ontology annotation, cellular component: mitochondrion. The record is from RefSeq and is a predicted model, not a curated record. NCBI's taxonomy places the organism in Eukaryota, Metazoa, Chordata, Lepidosauria, Squamata, Rhineuridae. The transcript is spliced from 2 exons. Gene Ontology annotation, biological process: positive regulation of extrinsic apoptotic signaling pathway. Bases 156 to 467 code for a protein of 103 amino acids.
UUGCGAAGUCAACAGUUGAGAACUUUUUGAGUUUGUUCUCGGGGGAAAAGAGCAGCGAACAAGCAAAGCAAUUGCGGAAAAUCCUGAUCGAGGCAGACGACCCCGCUCUGUGGAACUGGUCUCUGUGACUUGCUGUGUCUACUCAAUAGCUUACCAUGGAGACAAUGCAGGAGCUGAUCCCCUUUGCCAAAGAGAUGCUGAGCCAGAAACCCAAUGGGAAGAUGGUCAAGGUGUACUUGCUGGGGAGCAUGCUGGCAUUCUUUGGAGUGGUCAUUGGCCUGGUGGAGACGGUCUGCAGCCCUUUCACUUCUGAGGGGAGGCUAGAGGAGGAAGAGGAAGAGGGGAGGCCUGCCGUUCCCCUGACAAAAGAGGCAGUCGUUCCUCAGAAACGGGAGGAUGUAAUGUUGGAAAAGAGCAAACAGGCACUGGCUGUGAGGAAUUCAGUGAACAGGCAGCAUGCAUCGUAAGAACACUGUCUUGUGUGUGCAAGAACGCCAUGACCUGAAAUGCCCAGGACAUUUGUUGCCCCGUUUCAGAUUCCAGAAGACUUGAGGACUGUUACCUGUGUGUGAGACUGCAAACGCGAAAGGACUCUAUAUAUAAAACCAAGACAGUUUUAUUUUGCUGCUAUGCAGCAGUUGAACUAUACAGCCACUUACAUCUAUGUACCUGUUCUGUUGGUAUGAAUAUGUGAAGCUUUGUAGCAUCUUAUACCUACCUAUGCGUGGGGUUGUUUUUUAUUAUUAUGGCUAUACAUGCAUUUUACAGACAUUUUCACUUUAAAUAAACUCUUUUAUACCUGA